GCGCUGUAAACGCGCACCUGGUUCUCCUACAGCUGCAGAUGUUCAGAUGUAGUCCAUCAGAGCAGCUGUGCGGGUGUCGGCAGGUGGAGCUCCACCAUCCCAUUCAAACCUCCGGAAGGGUCCAGGACUCCCUCUCAGGAACACGCUCAUCCUCUCACUCUGUACUCGCGCGCCGACCUCGCCCGCACGUGGACGCACGUUGUGUUCCAGAAGCGCUCGAGCUCCGGAGAGAGUUGAGAGCGCGCGCGCGCGCGCGGUGUUUGACCGGACGGGCGCGUGUCGUCUCAGCCGGAGGAGCUCCUCUGCUUUAUCAGCUUCUUUUAUUUGUUGUUUUCAUUUGUAUUUUUCGGGUUUAUAAAAUGGGAUUCAGACAGCAGCUGGGCUGCGGGCGCCAUCGGCUCCUCCUGACCGGAAAAUGAAGCGUCUCUGUCGGAGGCUGGCGGUGGCCGUGGCGGUGCUGGUGUGGCUGGGAGCGCUGGUUUACCUGCUGGUGCUGAGUCGGAGGAAGUUACCGGAGCUCGGUGCGGGAGCAGGAGGUGGAGGAGUAGCUGGAGGCGGAGAGACGGGGAAUAACCAGAUGUCAGAUGCAGAGUGGGAGGACAUGUUGGAGGGCUUUGAUGAGCGGAGUUACCUGAACGCUCGGCGCUGGAAGCCCGGCGAUGACCCAUACACGCUGUACGCUUUCAACCAGAGAGAGAGUGAACGGAUCCCCAGCGACCGAGCCCUGAGAGACACGCGGCACUACAGGUGCACCUCUCUUCACUACGACUCAGAUCUUUCUCCAACAUCUAUCAUCAUCACCUUCCACAAUGAGGCAAGAUCCACUCUGCUUCGCACCAUCAAAAGUGUCUUGAAUCGGACUCCAGUUCAUCUAAUUCAUGAGAUCAUCCUGGUUGACGACUUCAGCAACAAUGAAAGUGACUGCCAGCUUCUCACCAAACUGCCUAAAGUCAAAUGUCUUCGCAACAACAAGAGAGAAGGCCUAAUCCGGUCCAGAGUGCGAGGCGCUGAUGCUGCGAGGGCAAACGUCCUGACCUUCCUGGACAGCCACUGUGAGGUCAACAAAGAUUGGCUGCCGCCCCUACUGCAGAGGAUCAAACAGGAUCCAACUCGUGUGGUCAGCCCUGUCAUCGACAUCAUCAACAUGGACACCUUCGCCUAUGUGGCAGCCUCUGCGGAUCUCCGUGGAGGCUUUGACUGGAGUCUCCAUUUUAAGUGGGAGCAGUUAUCACCUGAACAGAAAGCACGCCGGACCGACCCGACCCAGCCGAUCAAGACUCCGAUCAUCGCAGGUGGGCUUUUUGUGAUUGACAGAUCAUGGUUCAAUCAUCUUGGGAAAUAUGACACAGCCAUGGACAUCUGGGGUGGAGAAAACUUUGAGAUCUCGUUCCGGGUUUGGCAGUGUGGCGGCAGUCUGGAGAUUCUGCCCUGCAGCAGAGUGGGUCACGUCUUCAGGAAGAAGCACCCGUAUGUCUUUCCUGAGGGCAACGCCAACACAUACAUCAAGAACACGCGUCGUACAGCUGAGGUGUGGAUGGACGACUUCAGUCUCUUUUACUACUCUGCCCGGCCGGCUGCUCGAGGGAAAUCCUACGGAGACAUCCGAGGCAGAGUGGAACUUCGGAAGAAGCUCAAGUGCAAAUCCUUCAAGUGGUACUUGGACAAUGUGUACCCCGAGCUCAAGGUCCCAGAUGACUCAGACUCACAAUCAGGUGUGAUCCGACAGAGGCAGAACUGUCUGGAAUCCCGUAGCGUCGAGGGCCAAGAGAUGCCCAUCCUCACACUGGGCCCCUGCGCCGGAGUAGAGGGGGUCCCAUCCAGCAGUCAGGAGUGGGUGUACACUCAUGGGCAGCAGAUCCGUCAGAAGCAGCACUGCCUGUCGCUGUCAACCACCUUCCCUGCAUCGCAGGUCCUGCUGCUGCCCUGCAACAUGGCGGAUGGGAAGCAGCGGUGGCAGAAAUCAGGGACUCACUUGGAGCAUAUUGUCUCUCGGUUCUGCUUAGACUCUGAGAUGGCUCUGGAUGGCAUGGACUCAUCCCGAAUGCUGGUCAUCAGUCCCUGCGAACUGAGCGCAUAUACACAAAGAUGGGAAGUGCCCUUUUCCUGACCUUGUGAUGCUCCACCUCCGAAAACCUGCUUUAUUACACCGACUCUCCACCUCAGGGAGCUUUGGCUGAGCUGUCCACUUGCACAAACUGGAGGUGUGGGAGCGAUCACAGCACUGACCUGAGGAUUAUUGAACAGAAAGUUGAUGAAGAGCACGGGUGAAAGGGCUGAAAUCUGGUGGAAACAAAAGAGCUGCAAGGGGUCAAAUUACUGCAGCAAAAAAAGAUGCAUGGAAAAUAUGUGGGUUGAAUUAAAGAGUCAGUUUGCCUCAGAGUGAAACUAAGUGCACCUUAAAACCCACACUGUCAAAGUUGGGCAGAAACGUUUUAUGAUGAGGGGAAACAAACAAUGUAUCCGGUCAUGUUUACCUCAUAACUCAUUGCCAUCAACCAUGCAAAUGGAGUCCCUGUAGGAUUCAGUCCAUCAUCAGCGUUUUAUUAUUGUGUCGCGUUACUUCUUGUUUUGCCACAACGUUGAAAUGAACUGAGGAUGAUCUGCAUAGUUUUAGUCAUGUUGCCACAUUUUCUUGAUUUUUUUGUUGUUGUUUAAAACCAAUUUUCAGGCAUUUGUUCUACUUUUCAGUGCUGAAAUUAGAGGUUUUUAUUAGAUAUCAUCUUGAAGGGAGCAUGUGCUGUUCUGAAGUAUUCCUACAUUGUUCUGCGUCAAUGUUGAUGUGCAGCGAUUCGCCACCAUACCAUCGCAGGUGUUGGCUUUUAAAGAAUGUCCUCACAACAAGUUGAAUUAUUCUCUUUGAUUCAUCAGCCAAAAUUUGUAUUCAGUUUGAUACCAAGUAAUAUCAUUUUUGUUUUUUGUUUUCUUGCCUGGAAGCUUUAUAUUACCAGAUUUUCAUGUUGCUUGCUCCUUCUGUGUGGAAUUAUUUCCGUUCUCUACAAAUGUGUUGUAAUUUUACUAUAAAAAUCAUUCUUAGUAUGUUUCCGCACAGUAUUUUACUUCUGAAGAGUUCCAGCAUGUUGGUGUUUUGUUCCUGAGUGAUGGUAGAGUGGAGUGUGAGAUAUUUAGACAGAUUGGGGCAUUCUUUCCUUCCAGGAAUUAGCGCCCUGCUCCGGUCUCUAUUUGUCUUCAUCAACUUUUUGACCCUCACCUUUCGUCAUGAGAUAAUAAUCAAGAGCAAAAGAACAAAAUCCCGGAUACCAGCAACUGAAAUAAGCUUAACCCAUGGGGUCUCUGGGUUUUGCCUUAAAGAAAGUCAAAGACCUCCAUGAUCCACGAGGAGCUGGAAGUAGAGCCAUUGCUCCUCUGCAUCAACAGGAGUCAGAUAAGGUUGUUCCAGCUGGUCAUGGUUGCUCCUGGUGCCUCCCUUUGGAGGUGUCUGGCAUUGUCCCACUUGGAGGAAACCUCACAGCACCUCCAGAACUCACUGAGAACAAUGUGGACAUUUAAAAUGAUGUAUACCCUAUACUGUUCCACUAAAAACAAACACAAAUGUUUGUGGGUCAAAUCUAAAACUGAAACAAAAUAAAAGCUGCUAGCAACCUGGUGACAUAAGCAUCCACACCCUUAAACUAAUUUUUGAUUUACUUUAGAGUUCAGUCUUCUUUGGUUGGAGUCUUAUCAGCAUCCUGGAUCUUGACAAUAUUUGUCAACUCUGCUUUGGGGAAGUUCUUCAGAUCUAACCAACUAGGACAUCUCUUGUUCACAGCCCUCUUCAAGUAACUCCUCAUAUUUUAUGUCAUAUUGCGAUUCCAGACCUUCGAAAGCUUUGUUUUUGCUUUUUUUGUUGACUCAGAUGUUUGUUUGGACUAACUGUGAUGCUGAAUAAAAAAAAUCCUUCUUUAUCUUUAGUUUUCUACCAGACACCUGAAACUGACUGGCAUUUAAAACUGUUUAUGGUUUCAUGAACAGUAGCCCCAGGACAUGUUGCAGCCACCACCAUGUUUUUUAGUGGCCAUGGUAUUCUUUUGGCAAUGUGCAAGAUGGUAUUCUUUCAAAAAUUACUCUAAAGAAUUGUGGCCAAUAGUUAGGUUCCACCGGACCAUGACAUUUUCUCCAAUGAGGUUCUACGACAUUUUAGCCAGGCUGAUUUGAUCCUUUAGACGAAAGAAAAUUCGCCUUUCAGCCGUCCUUCUUAGUCCAGACAUAUGGAGAAUAUGUAGUUGUUGCUAUAUGUAGAACAGAAUCCAAACCACUUUUUCCAGUUUCUUUGCAGUUAGGCUCUCUGUAAGCCUCCCUGACCAGAUUUUGUCUCAUCUUCUUACUAGUUAUAGAAAAUGAAUGAUUUUUACUAAUGUCGCUGUUCUACAUUCUGUCCAAUUAUUAACUGUCCCAUGAUAUUUAUAUAUGUAUUGUUUGUACAAUUAUUCUGACUGAUACCUUUGAAACUAAUUUUGAUCCUUUGUAACCUCUCUGCAAACUGUGGCUUUAUCUAAAGGAUGAAAAUGUGCAAAUAUGAAAACAAUCCAGUGAAACUUUUUUCAGGCUCAUCAGUCACUGUCAUUGAUGGUAGAGGCGUAUCCGUAAACACAAAGCAUCAGUAAAAAGGUGUGGCUUAUGCAACCAGGUUAUUUCAGCUUUUUUUUUUUUUUUUAACAAUUGAUCCUACAAGAUUUUUGUUUUUAGUUGAAAAUGUUUUAAUUCCUAUUAGACUGUAAUUACAGCUGGGGUUACAGCUGACCUACUGACUUCAAAUGUGUCGCUACCUUACGGCUGUGGUUCAGUUCAUCUUGUUCAUCUUUGACGUCUGCAGCAGCAUCAUUUUGAUAUCCUCUCUGAUUCCUAAAUAAAGCUUUUUAAUGCCUCUUUCUA
Molecule: messenger RNA, 4869 nt
Organism: Girardinichthys multiradiatus
Lineage: Eukaryota; Metazoa; Chordata; Actinopteri; Cyprinodontiformes; Goodeidae
Gene: galnt14
Product: UDP-N-acetyl-alpha-D-galactosamine:polypeptide N-acetylgalactosaminyltransferase 14 (GalNAc-T14)
Exons: 15
Coding region: 416-2107 (563 amino acids)
Cellular component (GO): Golgi apparatus
Source: RefSeq, a predicted model, not a curated record